This is a messenger RNA of Verticillium alfalfae VaMs.102, 510 nucleotides long. RefSeq lists its product as hypothetical. The coding region runs from base 1 to 510 and encodes 169 amino acids. The record is from RefSeq and is a predicted model, not a curated record. Gene Ontology annotation, cellular component: extracellular region. Lineage: Eukaryota; Fungi; Ascomycota; Sordariomycetes; Glomerellales; Plectosphaerellaceae. The transcript is spliced from 3 exons.
AUGCAGAGCGCCGCUCUCGAGGCCCACAACAUUCACCGUCUGAACAACUCUGCCCCUGCCCUGGAGUGGGGUUCCGACUACGCCGGUUACGCCCUGCAGACCGCGCAGACUUGUGUCUUCGAGCACGACCUGACUCCUGGUGGCGGUGGCUACGGCCAGAACCUCGCCAUGUGGGGCGCCACUGAUGGCGACUCGCUCGGUGCCGCGAAGGCUGUCUCCCAGGCUACCACCAACAUGUGGUACAACGGCGAGCUGAACCUGUACUCGCCCAACUUCUACGGUGGUGAGCCCGACAUGUCCAACUUCAUGCAGUGGGGCCAUUACACCCAGGUCGUCUGGGUUGACACUACCACCCUCGGCUGUGCUGUCCACUUCUGCGAGAAGGGCACCAUGGACCCCAACAUGGGCGUGUGGUACACCGUCUGCAACUACUUCCCUGCUGGCAACAUGCAGGGUGCUUUUGCUAAGAACGUGCUGCCCCCCGGCAACGCGCCGACCGUCACUGCCUAA